UUGUGUUCAUUUCCUGGUCAGCUGAUUCAGACGGAGAAAAGACGGGCCGAUCGCUAGCACCCAUAAUGAUAAUCCUGUCUCAUCGUCUGGACAGCAUUUGAAAUGAAAGUGACAACACCGUAAAGCCAGCUGGAACCCCUGGAUUAAUACCCGAGUCUCUGUCUGUGUUUGUGUUCGCCAACAUCGGCCAUCGAGUCUUGAGGGGGAAAAGCAGACAGAGCACCGUCCGCUGCUUCACUUCUCCUCUGUUUACUGGAAAAGUUCUUCUCCUCUCCUGGCCACUGAAAGGCCUUUUUCCAACCACAGUGCCAGAAAAGGACGCUGCUGAGAAAGCCAGAGUGUCAGACAGAACUGGAUUCAAUGAGGGAGCCAGAUCGGGAGGAGCAGCCUGAAGACAACAUGCCCCCCAAGUUUAAACGACACCUCAAUGACGACGAGGUCACGGGAUCCAUUCGCAGCGAGCGGAGGAAUCUACUGGAGGAGGACUCUGAUGAGGAGGAAGACUUCUUUCUGAGGGGGCCCACAGGACCCAGAUUUGGACCUCAGAAUGAUAAAAUGAAGCAGGUGCAGUCGCAGGUCGACGAGGUGAUCGAUGUGAUGCAGGAGAACAUCUCCAAGGUGAUAGAGAGGGGCGAGCGUCUCGACGACCUGCAGGACAAGUCGGAGAGCCUAUCGGACAACGCGUCUGCCUUCAGUAGCCGAGCCAAACAGCUGCACAGGAGGAUGUGGUGGAGAGACAUGAAGAUGAAGAUGAUUAUUGCCUUGGUAGUCGUUGCUCUCCUUCUCAUUAUCAUCGUUCCAGUGAUCCUGCGAUAUCGUUAGUGUCCCCUCUCCUCUCCACACAGUUCCACACACCCGCUAGGGGGCGCCAGCCAGCCUCCCCCACUCUCCUCAGCAUCAGCCUGUGCACCCUCAAGGAUCUGACCUCAACUUGCCCUUAGUACAGAUCUUAUCAUUGGUAUUUCUAAAUAAAUGUGCAGUGAGAUCAGUACUAAGGCUUGGUUUGAUCCCUGGUUUACAACUAAGCCACAGAAAAGGGAACAUGGGAGAAUUGGGGAGAUAUUUUAAUGCAGUUUGUGAGAAAAAUGCUGACUCUCAGCCCUCUAGUCAUUGUGAAGGAGUGUGCCGUUCCAUGAUACUUAACAUGUGUAGAGCCCUGUCUUUGCCUUGACCACAGGGAAACUCCAGGUCCUGCAUAUUAUAUCAUAUAGAUAGAUACUGGAAAAGGCAGGGAAUCCAUGCCAACUAGCUGGUCUGAAUCUGCUGCAGUAGCCUCGUAUAAAGGGGCUCUAACAUUUAGCGAAUUUAGCGAAACUCAGAUGUCCACCCAUGAUUCCUUGUGUGCCGUCUUCUCACUGUCCGAGAAUGAGGACGUUCAUAGGGAACAUUUUGCAAACACAUUUCACUGUUCAACACAAGGCAAGGUAUCAUAGUGUAGUCAAAGGUCGCUUCUUUUAAUCAUCAGAAAGGCUUUCGGACAGAAAAGUGAUUUCAUGUGUCAGGUAUGGUCCCUCAUCACUACAGAUGAUUGGAAAAGGGACUAGAAAGGAAUGCCAUCUGUUCAGACAACAUCCUGCUUUCUUUGCGUUGUUGUUCUCCAUAAAUGCCCGCAUUGCAUUUCUGUCUGCCUCUUGAUAGCUUGUUAUACUGUACAGCAAACCAAACAUCCGGGUUAUGAAUGUCUCCUCGCCACUCUGCACUCUCAACCUCUCACCUUCCUCCUGGGUUGUGCUCAGCUCUGGGCCGGUUUGGUCACGGUCACCAAUCCUUUUUUUGUUAAACUGUCACUCUGCAGAUGCAAUUCUGUUUGGUUUUCAUACUGCCUCUGUCUUUUUUCACCAUUCUUAAGUUCUUAUUUCUGCUGGCUGCUUAAUGUGAAGCUUGUAUGAAGGCUGGUAUUCCCCUCGCCACUGAAGAGACCGUUUUGUCUCUCUGUACUGUUACAUUAGGUUUAAGGAUGGGUCAUUUAAGUGAUGCAAGUUAAACGUUGAGCUGUGAAACAAACUUAGGUGUCAUUGUGUCUGUAUUAAUUAACUGUAUAAUACAUUCAAACAUUUAUUAUUUUUAAUGUAAUUUAUUUUAGCUGUAAAUAUUGAUUCUGUAAUGAUGUACAAUACUCUGGCAUUGCAUUGGAAGACUGAUAUUCUUUUUUUUUUGCUCUGAAAUAAAGUGAUUUUCAAGGGCA
This is a messenger RNA of Micropterus salmoides (largemouth bass), 2185 nucleotides long. RefSeq names its product vesicle-associated membrane protein 4 (gene vamp4). The transcript has 9 exons. NCBI's taxonomy places the organism in Eukaryota, Metazoa, Chordata, Actinopteri, Centrarchiformes, Centrarchidae. The coding region runs from base 361 to 822 and encodes 153 amino acids. Gene Ontology annotation, cellular component: membrane. Gene Ontology annotation, biological process: Golgi ribbon formation; vesicle-mediated transport. The record is from RefSeq and is a predicted model, not a curated record.